AUGCCUAGGCAAGCGCUUACACCACUCGAGACAAUUCCUGAAGAGGAGGAUGAAUUUGAUCUCUCGAUGACUAUAGUCUUAGAAAGCCCUUGUUGUUCCGGUUAUCAAGCCACUCCUCCGCCGACCAUCCAAGUAACCUCUCACGCAAGUGUUCUGGCGCCUCAGCCUCGGUACGGCAACACAAUUGGCAAUACUCACCUCGCAUUUCCACAUCACUAUUCCUCUCUGCCAUCCAGAUAUCAAUACACGCCUCCAUAUUUACAGGAGGCGUAUUUACAAGUACCCUCGCCUGCUUCGUCCACUUCAUCCUUGCAUACCGCUCCCACAUAUCCCUCUCCCACCGCCCUCAACGACAACAACCCCCACCAAGCCCAAACCCUCCUGGACUUUGUCAAAGAGAGAACUCAGACACGCCUCGAGGAAACAGGCCUCUCCGACGACUUCUUCACCAAAUGGGCCAUUGUCGAAACAAACAUGUUUGGCGGCGUCAUCCCCCCUGAAUCUAAAUACACCGUCCCGCCCUACGCCCUCCCAAGCUACUCCGGCCAAGUCCGCCUCCGCUUCAUCGCUAGAGCUCUUGGCUUUUCAAUGUCCGGUACCCCCUCGGACCUUGAGAAGUUCCUCAGCCGCAAUCUCUUCAUCAUCAUGUGCCUUUGUUUUAAUAUUGUCCCUAACCCAGAUCUCAUCUUUAACGAUGAUAGUGACAAUUCCCGCUGCGGCAUCAAUAUUAAUAGACCCGGCGGUAAGCAAUUUAAUAAAACAUUGCUACGUGCUAUGCAGCAGCUAGAAUGGACGCAUCCCGAUGUUAUAGAGGCGGUAAGACUGUCCACGACAGAUGAAGCCGGGGCUUUGGCUUUUCUGUGCAAGAAAAAGGUAUCGCACAUUCUGCCCGAUGUUUCUCAGACAAUGAAGGACAUGGUAUGGAAGGAGCCGGCGCUCGAGGAUUUGGGUUCUCGUAAGCUGCAUGAGAUGGCGGUUCAACAGAUGCGGGAGAGUCGUCCGUAUAGCCUGCUGAGACAUGCAGUCAGGCCUGAAGAAGUUGUAGUGUGA
Trichoderma gamsii is the source of this 1050-nucleotide messenger RNA. RefSeq lists its product as hypothetical. Lineage: Eukaryota; Fungi; Ascomycota; Sordariomycetes; Hypocreales; Hypocreaceae. The transcript has a single exon. The coding region runs from base 1 to 1050 and encodes 349 amino acids. The record is from RefSeq and is a predicted model, not a curated record.